Hypoxylon trugodes is the source of this 996-nucleotide messenger RNA. RefSeq lists its product as uncharacterized. The record is from RefSeq and is a predicted model, not a curated record. The coding region runs from base 1 to 996 and encodes 331 amino acids. Lineage: Eukaryota; Fungi; Ascomycota; Sordariomycetes; Xylariales; Hypoxylaceae. The transcript has 5 exons.
AUGUCCCUGAGAAGAUUAAGUCCGCUGCCCCGCCUCAGCCGUUCCCUGGCUAGGGUCACUACUACACAACCGCCCAGGGCCUUCGCCCGCCUGUACUCAUCCGCACAGGCGGUUGCGAGCACGCCUAACGAUACCCCGGAAUUUACUGCGCUAGGGCAUAAUAAUGCCCAGGGCUUAUUAGUGAAUUCGAACUGGACGACGCUGGAGGACCGGCCAUUAACUCACAACUCAGUAUACAGUCUUCUUCAAAAUUCCAUCCCAUCCAUACGCCAUCGAAGCUUGUUGUCAAAAGAAGAGUGCAGCAAGCUUGUAGGGAUUAUUCAGGACCACGGAAUUAGCACCUACAAUCAGAAAGUUGUGUUCCCCCCUCUUGGUUCUGUGGGGUUGUCACAAUUCGACCAUGACAAGGAAACAUACCUUAGUGGUGUUGAGCGAGCCAGCUCCUUACAGAAACGCUUCAGGGAAGAAGCCAAUGUGGAUGUUGUAGGUCGUGUUGCUGCCGCUCUCCAAAAGGCCACUGGCCUAGAAACGCGUGUAGCGCUUGAAGAUGGUAGACCAUACUUCGCUGGCAUGCUGCGGGUGGUUAGUAACUACAUCCAAAUUCAUUCUGACUAUGGCCCAUUUGAUGGUCCUGAUUGGGAAAUUGGAGGUGUUGUCGGCCAACUAUCAUGGAAUGUGCUUCUGAGACAAGUCCACGGCGGGGACACUAUAAUCUACGAUCGCCAGUGGAAUGGCGCAGCCGAUAACGCUGAAUUCCGCAAGAAGUUCCCCAGCUACGCAUUCCAACCCCUAACCGUACAGGGUCGGAUUCCCAAAGCCCUUGCUGCUAUUGAAGGCGACUUGACAUUUUUCAACUCUCGGAAUUUUCAUGAAGUCAAACCUUGCGACAUGAGACACGAUACGCCUGAGGAUACCAUCCGGUACACAAUGAGUUCAUUUGUGGGCCUUCUUCCCGCAUCGAACGGGAAGCCUCCGUGUCUAGUGCUUUGGUCGUAG